Molecule: messenger RNA, 561 nt
Organism: Cavenderia fasciculata
Lineage: Eukaryota; Evosea; Eumycetozoa; Acytosteliales; Cavenderiaceae
Exons: 5
Coding region: 1-561 (186 amino acids)
Molecular function (GO): protein binding
Source: RefSeq, a predicted model, not a curated record
AUGGCAAUACAACUAUUAGAUUCAUUAAUAGAAGCUAUUAAAAGGAGGGAUCUCAAGAUACAAAGGAAUCGAGAUGAAAUCAUUGAAUUAAUGUUUCAAUUGGUAGAUACAAAUUAUCAAGAAUCGCUGACAGAGUUUGCAUGUAAUCGUAGGGUACAAUCAUCAAAUCCUUUCGAUCAAAACAUGAAAAUCUUUUUGUUUCGAGAUGUUGCAUCUACUGGAAACUUGGAGAUGCUCAAAUAUUUAAUCAAAACAAAUCCACGUCAACGUAAAACAUUGGAAUCACAUAUAUUGACUAGAGCAAUUGUCAAUGGUUCCCUACAUUUUGUACAAUUCCUAAUUCAACAUAUUCUAUAUUGUUCUAAAACUACUUUACACACGGCAAUUGAAAGUGGAAAUUUAGAAAUAUAUAGGUAUCCAGAAUGUUUAAUUGAAAGUGUAAAUUAUACGAUUGAUCAUAAUCGUAUCGAUCUAUUUAAAGAGUUGAGAGGACUCAUUCGUCAUGCAACAUCAUCUCAAGAGGAGAAUGGCGGUGUCCAAGCUUGGAUCAUUGAGACCUAA